AUGAAGAAAACGGAGAAAUCGGGAGGGGGGAAUUACUGUCUGGACGCCUCCCCGCCCCCACCGUCCUUCAGCCAGCGGCGGCUCCUUGGGGGGAAAUUUCACGGAAACGAAAUCCGUGAAAUUUCCCCGGGUGGUCGCGGCCCGGCUGGGGCCAUUCCGGGGGUCCCCGGGGAGGGGAAGGGGGCCCCUCGGUGCGGGCACAACGGCUCGGGCCCCCCGGGGGCCCCGGGGACCAUGAGCAGCGCCAGCCCCUCGGCGGCCCCCCGGGGCCCGGGCCCCGGGAAGCCGCUCACCCCCUUCGGCAUCGCCGACAUCCUGGGCCGGACCCCCGGGACCCCCGGGGCCCCCGGGCCCCCCGGCCCCCCCCCGCCCGGCCCGGCCUCGCCCCUGGGCGCCCUGGAGGAGUUGGCCACCAAGACCUUCCGAGGGAUCGAGGGCAGAGCGCUGCACGACGACCCAGGCCGGGCCCCGCCGGCCGGGCCGGGCGCCCGCCCGGCGUCGAAGAGGCGGCGGAAGACGCGCACGGCCUUCACGGCGCAGCAGGUGCUGGAACUGGAGCGGCGCUUCGUCUUCCAGAAGUACCUGGCGCCGGCGGAGAGGGAGCGGCUGGCCGCCCGGCUGGGCCUGGCCCACGCCCAGGUCAUCACCUGGUUCCAGAACCGGCGGGCCAAGCUCAAGCGCGACCUGGACGAGGCCAGGGCCGACGUGGCCGCCCUGGGCCGCCUCGGCCCCUCCGGCCCCCGGGGGACCCCCGACCUGUCGGACGAGGAGAUCCGGGUGGACGACUGAAGGCCUCCUCGC
This is a messenger RNA of Tachyglossus aculeatus (Australian echidna), 801 nucleotides long. It is a transcript of the gene LBX2, whose product is annotated as ladybird homeobox 2. The record is from RefSeq and is a predicted model, not a curated record. Gene Ontology annotation, molecular function: DNA binding; DNA-binding transcription factor activity, RNA polymerase II-specific. NCBI's taxonomy places the organism in Eukaryota, Metazoa, Chordata, Mammalia, Monotremata, Tachyglossidae. Gene Ontology annotation, biological process: regulation of DNA-templated transcription.